Molecule: messenger RNA, 1438 nt
Organism: Bufo bufo (common toad)
Lineage: Eukaryota; Metazoa; Chordata; Amphibia; Anura; Bufonidae
Gene: BNIP1
Product: BCL2 interacting protein 1
Exons: 6
Coding region: 20-703 (227 amino acids)
Biological process (GO): retrograde vesicle-mediated transport, Golgi to endoplasmic reticulum
Cellular component (GO): SNARE complex; endoplasmic reticulum
Molecular function (GO): SNAP receptor activity
Source: RefSeq, a predicted model, not a curated record
AGCUGGAGGAACAACAGUAAUGGCGUCUUCCCGUGAUGUCCACGUCGAGAUCUGUCACCAGGAAAUUGUCAAGUAUGAUCUGGAGAUCAAAGCGCUGAUCCAGGAUAUUCGGGAAAGUACAGGUCCGAUAAGUACACUGAACGAUCUCAAUGCACAAGUGAAAGACAAGUUCCGACUGCUGAGGUUAAGAAUUCAGGAUCUAGAGCAGAUGGCCAAAGAACAGGACAAGGAGUCUGACAAGCAAGCAUUGUUGAAGGAGAUGGAGUGUCACAAGAAGCAAAUGCUCAGCAAUCAGACUGUUUGGAGGAAAGCAAAUCUGUCUUGUAAACUGGCGAUAGAUCACGCCGAAAAGGAUGAACUUCUUGAAGGAGGUGAUACUACAAGACAGAGAAAAGUAACAAAAGAAAACCUGGCUCAGUCUGCAGGUAGCAUCACAGAGAGUCUGAUGAGCAUCAGUCGAAUGAUGUCCCAGCAGGUGCAGCAGAGUGAAGUAACCAUGCAUACUCUAGCCACCUCAUCCAGAACCAUCCAAGAAGCCAAUGAAGAGUUCAAAUCCAUGUCUGGAACCAUUCAGCUUGGGCGAAAACUUAUUACCAAGUAUAAUCGUCGAGAACUGACGGACAAGCUGCUCAUUUUCCUAGCACUUGCCUUGUUCUUAGCAACCGUACUUUAUAUCCUAAAGAAAAGACUGUUUCCAUUCUAGCAGCAACUGUGUGCUCACUUAUUUCCAGGACCUUAUUUAAGGAUGGCUGCUAGCAUAAACCAGUGAGGUUGUUCAUGUGAUGAUCAGAAGAGGCCUUGAGGCAGUACAUUCAGAGUGGGUCAUCUCCACUACAGUUUAUUCAUGUCUUAAUCAGAGAUUAAGUGGCAGCAAAGAAAUCUGGAGCCACAAUCUCAAUAUAAUUUUCCAUGUAGACAUUAACUAAAAUACUGUCUGCCGUACAGAAAGCAAAUGUAUGCUUAGGUGAUAACACUUUUGUCUGAUGUCCAUCCAUGUUUACAAAUCUCUUUGGUUACUUUUAUGGAUGUCUUAAAGGGAUGCUAAACCUAGAAAGAGAAGCGUUUCCUGGCGUGUAUGGUUUUCUGCAAUCUGAUGGAGAAAUCAGGGAUCCUCUUGGUCACCUCCUUUAUUGGUUGAUGAGGCUUUUGUUGAUAGAAUGAGUGGAUGAUUUCUACUGUGGCAUGCUACUUCCAAAACCUAGCUGAUCCCACCAAUUUCAAAAAGCCUGGCCAACCGUCUAAUGUGUAUGGGCGCCUCUUGACUCUCCUCUGACAGCAGAUGUCUGGGGAUGUUAGAUUUCAACUGCCCAAACCAUUUGUUCUACCGAAAACACAUGCAUGCUCGCCUGAGAUGAGCAGGUAUACAGUGCUGCCCAUAAUUAUUCAUACCCCUGGCAAAUUUUUACUUAGUUAUUUUUAUUUAACCAGCAAGUAAUUU